ACAAUAAACCGGCAACAGUGGCAUAUAUACAUCUAAUUCAUGUUUAAAGCAAAAACAAACAUUAUAGAAUAAUUCCAUUAUCUAAAAUUGUAUGACUGUUGGCUAAAAGAAGGAUUAUUUGUGUCGAUGUUCGUAACAUACCUUUUCGCAUAAAGUACUUGCUAUCUUAAAGAUUUCAAAAGUAUUACAUAUUUCAUGUCAUUAUUUGAGAACAUUUAUUUAGAGAAGUGGAAGUUAUUUUAUUACAUUUACUAUAAAUUUUUGUUGUGCUAUGGUUUCGUUAUGUGACUAAAAUUAUAAGGUUGUAAAAAAUGUAACUAAGCUUAUAUUUAGUUAUCUACAUUUACAAAAGCAUAUUUGGAAUGUAAACUCAGACAUUAUGCCUGGUGGAAGACGCAAUGGUGCUAGUCGAAAUGGUCAGACUAAGUCACAAACUAGUUUCUCUGGAAGUACAAAUGCAACUGUGAGAAGUAAUAGUGGUGAAAGGGCAACUGGAUGUGGUGUAGAUGACAAGAAAUCAGAUGACUUAUGUGGAGUAAAAACAUUAGUACCAAAACAUGUACCUAUACCAAUUGUACCUGUUGAUGGACAUUUGACAUUUGAAGCAUUGUCUCUGGUUGUGUCGCUUGUUGCAGCUUCUUUACAAAUGCUUAAUUUAUAUAGAACUGUGUGGUGGUUACCUCAUUCAUACAAUAGUUAUAGUAUGAAUUUUUAUUUAAUUGAUCCUUACUUAAUCAUUUUCAUUGUGACUAUGAUGGCACGGCAAUUUAUUUAUUCUUUACUACAUCGACUUAUUGAUAUGUCAGUGCCUGUUCGCUGGUUGUACACUGCUCAAAAAGUCAUGAGGAUAAUCCUUCUAAUUAUUGUGAUGACUGUAUUGUGUUGGUGCCUAUAUCACAUGGCUGAAAGGCAUAAUUCUAUGAAAAUUUUUUAUCUAUGUUAUCCAAGUUUAUCUGUAUAUUUUGUAAUGUUUGGUAUGAGUGCAGCACCUUUUUUCGAUAUAUCAACAGCAUCUGUAUGCAAUAAAGAUGAUAAAAAAAUAAAAUAUCCACUGGAUAAGCCAUUACAUAAUUGCUCAUUGAAUGCAUCUGCAAUUAGAACAGAAGUUGCAACUCUGAGGUCUGAUUUUAAUCGUCGUUUAAAACGAGCUUUAUUCACAUCUUCUAGUAGUGCUUACAUAUGUGGUAUUGCACCUAUUAUAUUUGUACCUCAAUAUUUACAUUUUAACGUUUCAUGGGUUGUUCAACAUGUCAUUAUGUUUUGGAUUGGAAAAAUAAGUGCUCAUUUUUCUCAAGCUUAUCCAGUUAGGUACUGCGACGUAUUACACCGAGCAGCAUUACACCUAGGCCGAUGGGUUAAAAUUGAAAAUCGUAAUAAUCAUACCUACGCACAAGCGUGGAAUGAUUCGGUUUUAUGGCCUCAUGGUUCGGUGGUAAGGCAUAAUAAAGAGACUUAUCGAUCCGAAGGAGUAUGUACAGUAGCGGAACCAGGAAAUUCAAAUCAUUACAGAUUUUAUGCAUUAUUUAGUAAUCCCACGAUGCUACUUUUUUCAUUAUUGGGACUACAGCUUUUACUUGUGGGCACACAACUGUUCAUUCUACUACGUACUACUGACUGGUAUCAAGUGUUAUCAAUAACGCUGCUUCUCCUCAUCAAUUACUAUCCCCUAUUUAAGAUUACUAGAAAUUAUCUUAUUUGUUGGAAAGUAUAUCAUGCCGAACAAAUCAUACAAGAAAAAUCGCAAUUGUGUUCAAAUCUUGGUACUCAAUAAACGAACAAAAGGUAAACAAAAUA
This is a messenger RNA of Megalopta genalis, 1794 nucleotides long. Its product is annotated as transmembrane protein 39A. Gene Ontology annotation, cellular component: membrane. Lineage: Eukaryota; Metazoa; Arthropoda; Insecta; Hymenoptera; Halictidae. The record is from RefSeq and is a predicted model, not a curated record.